GACCUCGGGAUUGGUCCCGAGGACGCUCGGAUGUUUCCGUGAGGGCCUCGGGCUGGGGUCUAACGAAUGCGUCGGACUCUUCGGCUGGGUAUUCACUGAAGGCGUUUACGGCCAUUCCGCAGCGUAGGGCGGCGACAGGCAUAGGCGGCUGCGCGACUUUGGCGCACACACAGAGCGCAGUAGCAGGAGCCCGGCACGCAGCGGAGGCAGCAGCGGGGACAAAGGGACUGAUCGGCACAAACAGGGAGGGGGUCCAGGCAGGAGGCAGCCAGCGCCGGGAGGGAGCGGCAGGAGGCUUCAGCCGGGCGGGCGAGUCCCAUGUGCCUUGGGCGCCCGGGGAAGCAGCACUAACCGCCGCCGUCAGCGCUCUGAAGCCGGCUGAGGAGGAACCGCGGAGCCUUCGCCGUCGUCAUGGCCUGCGCCACCGCCGCCGGCCACCCCCCGCAGUGCAGCGUCCCCAGCCUGAUCCGCCGCCAGCUGCCCCUGCGGGCGCAAUGAGGAGUCGCGCCGGAGCCGCCGCCUCAGAGCCGCACUGAGAAGCCUUCGUAAGCGAGCGAGGCCGCCGCGGCCGCUUCACCCCUGCUCCGCCCGCCGCGGAUCCUGCCGCCACUGCCGGAUCCCCUUGCGAGCGGUCGCAUCUCCUCGAGUCGGCGGAUUCGGGAGUCCAGAGAUCCCUCCGCCGUCGGGGAAAAAAUAGUCCCAUUCCCUGCCGCCUCCCUCAGAGGCGAGGUGAAGGAAAGGAGAGGGGAGGGGGGGAGAAAGAGGAGGAAGGAAAAGAAGGGAAAGAAAAAGGCGGAAAAAGGGAUAAAAAACCCAAGAGACGCAGCGGCGGGAUCAGAGGAGCCGGGCCGUGAGCCGCCGCCCCAUGUGACUGGCGCCCGGGGUGGGGGCAGCGAGGCCUAACCAACCCCCCUCGCUCGCGGCCGGGAGCGGGAGAGCGCCGGCCCGGGGGGGCUGCGGAGUGGGCGGAGGCAGGUCUCGGACCCACCGGCGCUGCCGGGAAGGAUGGUUUUGUGAGGAACGGGCGGCGUGAGGAAGAAGAGGAACACGAAGGAGAAGGAGCAGCCGCCGCCGAGCGUUACAGAGACCGCGAGGGGAGGGGGCUUCCCCUGGGGGGGGGGCAAGGGGGGACCCCGGCGUUUAAUGUGGCGCGUCCCGCCCGUCUCCUCCAGCUGAGCGAGCGAGGGAGCGGCAGACGGGCCCGCCGGGGCGAGGCGGAGGAGGGGGAAAGGCAGGAAGAGAGCGGUGAUCGGGGCACAGUAGGAGCGGGAGAACCAUGUCCGGGCGGCCCAGGACCACCUCCUUCGCGGAGAGCUGCAAGCCGGUGCAGCAGCCCUCGGCCUUCGGCAGCAUGAAAGUUAGCCGAGACAAAGAUGGCAGCAAAGUGACUACAGUAGUGGCAACUCCUGGACAAGGUCCGGACCGACCACAAGAAGUUAGCUACACAGACACCAAGGUUAUCGGAAAUGGAUCUUUUGGUGUUGUGUAUCAAGCCAAACUCUGUGAUUCAGGAGAGCUUGUGGCCAUUAAGAAAGUCCUGCAGGAUAAAAGAUUUAAGAACAGAGAGCUCCAGAUUAUGAGAAAGUUGGAUCAUUGUAACAUUGUCCGAUUGCGUUACUUCUUCUACUCUAGUGGAGAGAAGAAAGAUGAGGUGUACCUCAACCUGGUGCUGGACUAUGUUCCUGAAACAGUAUACAGAGUUGCCAGACAUUAUAGUCGGGCCAAACAGACACUCCCUAUGAUUUAUGUCAAGUUAUACAUGUAUCAGCUGUUCCGGAGUUUAGCCUAUAUCCACUCCUUUGGGAUCUGCCACCGGGAUAUAAAACCACAGAACCUCUUGCUGGACCCUGAUACAGCUGUUCUAAAACUCUGCGACUUCGGAAGUGCAAAACAGCUGGUUCGUGGAGAACCUAAUGUCUCAUACAUCUGCUCUCGGUACUACAGGGCACCAGAGUUGAUCUUUGGAGCCACCGAUUAUACCUCCAGUAUAGAUGUGUGGUCAGCAGGCUGUGUAUUGGCUGAACUGUUACUAGGACAACCAAUCUUUCCAGGUGACAGUGGUGUGGAUCAGUUGGUGGAAAUAAUCAAGGUUCUGGGAACGCCUACAAGGGAGCAAAUUAGAGAAAUGAAUCCGAACUAUACUGAAUUCAAAUUCCCUCAGAUUAAGGCACAUCCAUGGACUAAGGACUCGUCAGGAACAGGACAUUUCACCUCAGGAGUACGGGUCUUCCGGCCCCGCACUCCACCAGAAGCAAUCGCGCUAUGUAGCCGUCUGUUGGAGUACACCCCCACUGCCCGCCUGACUCCCCUGGAGGCCUGUGCGCACUCUUUCUUCGAUGAACUACGGGACCCAAAUGUCAAGUUACCAAAUGGGCGAGAGAAACCUGCACUCUUCAAUUUCACCACUCAAGAACUGUCAAGUAACCCAUCUCUGGCUUCGAUCCUCAUCCCUGCUCAUGCCCGGAACCAAGCAGCUGCUUCAACCCCUACAAACGCUACAGCGGCCUCAGAUGUUAACGCAGGAGAACGAGUUCAGACCAAUAGCGUAGCUACAGCAUCAGCCUCCAACUCCACCUGAACCAGUACCACACAGCCAGCUGCACAGGAAAAAUCACCAGUAAUUUUGAGUCUUGCUCAGCAACACUGGUCUCAUUUGGAAAGAAAAUUAAAAAAGAGGAGAGAAAAAAAAAAACCCCAAAAAAAAAAGGAAAGAAAACAAAAAAAAAAAGAGGAAAAAACCAACCAACCAAGCAACCUGUUCAUUUUAGUGUUCAAUUUUUUAUUAUUAUUAUUGUUGUUCUUAUUUAACCUUGUAAAAUAUCUAUAAAUACAAACCAGUUUCAUUGUA
Neopsephotus bourkii (Bourke's parrot) is the source of this 2848-nucleotide messenger RNA. RefSeq names its product glycogen synthase kinase 3 beta (gene GSK3B). Gene Ontology annotation, biological process: regulation of microtubule cytoskeleton organization; extrinsic apoptotic signaling pathway in absence of ligand; negative regulation of canonical Wnt signaling pathway. The record is from RefSeq and is a predicted model, not a curated record. Lineage: Eukaryota; Metazoa; Chordata; Aves; Psittaciformes; Psittacidae. Bases 1277 to 2578 code for a protein of 433 amino acids. Gene Ontology annotation, molecular function: protein serine/threonine kinase activity; beta-catenin binding; ATP binding. The transcript has 12 exons. Gene Ontology annotation, cellular component: nucleus; glutamatergic synapse; cytosol.